Meloidogyne enterolobii is the source of this 552-nucleotide messenger RNA. Lineage: Eukaryota; Metazoa; Nematoda; Chromadorea; Rhabditida; Meloidogynidae. The record is from the annotation of a GenBank genome assembly.
AUGUUUGUAAUUACAUCUGGAUUUCCUGAACAAAAUACAACAUUUAAUGUAAAUAAAUUUACAUUCAGAAGAAUUAUUAAAGAAAUUGAAAGAGCAAAUGAAAUUAUUAAUGAAACAAGUAAUGAACAAGAAUCAAUUUGGGAAGAAUUAAUUGAAGAGCUAAAUUGGGAAAAUAAUUAUGAAUAUUUUAUUUUAAUUUUAUGUAAAGUAAAUAAAGAUGUGAAUUGUAAUAAACAAAAAGUUUUAUUACGUACAUAUUUAUAUAAUUGGGAAAAAGAAAAUGAACAAAAUAAUUUAAUUGAAGAAAGUCAAUUAAUAACAAAUUAUGAAAAAAAUGUUAAAUGUUUUGAUAAAAAUAGUAAAAGAGAAUCAUCAUUAACUUUUUGUAAAUUAUGGAUUAUUGGAGUUAAUUUAAAUUCCUCUAAAGAAUUAAAUGAUAAUCAAAUUGAACAACUUUUAACAUUUGAUAAUAUAUUUAAAAAUUAUUUAACAAAAUCUGGAUCUGUAUAUUCUUUAUUUACAAACAACAAAAUUGAUUUAAAUAAAAUGUAA